UUCGGCGCCCUCCCUGGCCUCCGCCUCGCCGCGCGCCACCCCGCCCCGCGCCGCACUUCGGACCGGCCGGGCGGAGGCUGCUGCAGUAGGUCCCGCCGGAGCAGACAAUUUUCGGGCAGCGACUGGACCAAAGGAAACGCAAAGCAGAAUACUCUUUUCUCUUGCUGUUGGAUUUGUUUUGGAGGGUGUGGUGACCUGCUUGAUGGUGCCUGCAGCAGUAGCCUUCAGCAGAAUGUGACUUCCAGAAGCAUCUUUGAGCUUCUCAUAAGGAGGUUCUGUAACAUGAUAUAGUCAGGACGUGCUGUUACUUAUUUACCUAGAGAAUUUCCUGUUUCAAUCCAAUUGUGAGUUUAUUUCCUGAAAGAGAUGAAAAAAGGACCAGAAGGUGGAGCCUGUUCCCUUGCCACUCCAAGCAAUUUGGUGGAGUCAAAUCCAGACAGUAACAGCAACAAUGGAGUCCCAGCAAAAGACAAAGACCUGCUCUCAUCUUCUGGAGACUUGGAAAACAUCCAGAUGAAACCCAGCAGAGAAACGUCCAGAAAAGCACUCUGUGGCUAUUUAAAUAAGCUGGGCAUCAAGGGGCCAAUCAAGACCUGGAAGUCUCGCUGGUUCUUCUAUGAUGAAAACAAAUGUAAUUUACUGUACUACAGAACUGCACAGGACAUUAACCCUCUGGGCUCUAUUAACCUCUCCAGUGCCAACUUUGACUGCAAGGUGGAAAAUGGGGAAGGUAUUUUUGAGAUCGGAACACCAAGUAGAGUUUUUACUCUGAAGGCGAUCAGCAAGCAGGCAAUGGUAUACUGGCUGCAGCAGCUACAGAUGAGACGCUGGGAAUUUUGCAACACUCAGAGCAGGUUUCCUGUGGGCCAGUCUCAGCUUGUGAAUGAACCUCUGGCUGACAAAACAAAGAUUGCUGACAGUGAAGACUUUCUGCCUCCAGUGAAAACACCAACAGAAUCGGUGGGUUUAAAGGCAGCAUCUUUGCCUGCACCCCAAACAUCUACUGCUUUGCAUAACAUCUCCCUUAAGCACCCUUGGACAGAGAUACAAAACACUGUCUACAGUAUCUGUGGCUCCAAGCAGCUCUGGGGAAACAAUGGAAACAUCUUUAACUUCAGUGAACUCCAGGAGCAUCCUGAGAACCUGGAUGAGGAGCAAGAGGCAGAAGUGGAGGCAGCAUGUGCAGUUAAAGAGAGCAUUUCAGAGGAUGGGAGGAUGGAGUCCAGGCUGAACUGGGUUAGGAAGGCCAAGUGGAUCAGCAGUGGAUUACCAGGCUUGCCUGAAGAGCUGUCCAGGGAGAGGAACUCAAUGGAUAAAGUGAGUGUCCUGCAGCAACAGAUCCUGACACUCACAGAGGAAGUCAAGUCACAGAAGGAGCUGGUUAAACUUCUCCAUAAAGCUCUGGAGGCAGCCCAGCAGGAGAAGGGAGUAUCUAGCAUGUAUCUCACUGCAGCAGAAGAUAAGGACAGGCUGGAGCUGGUGCGCCACAAAGUGAGACAAAUCGAAGAUCUCACUAAUCGUCUGGAAGCUCUUGAGCAAGAAAAGAAGGAACUGGAGCAGAUACUGACUCUGAGAGACAGCCACAUCCAGGAGCUCAAGGAGCAUGUGCAGCUUCUAAUGGAGAAGAGCCAUGCCAAAGAGGAAGUCGUCAUGGCCUUGACAGAGCAAAUGGCCAGAGGGCUCUCUGACCCCCUGCAAGCAAACACUAUUGCUGCAGAGACGUUAUAUAAGCAGCAGGAGGAGAUUGAGCACCUGAAGGAUGAUAUUGGUGCGUACAAAACCCAGAACCAAUUUCUCAACUCAGAGAUCCACCAGGUUACUCGACUCUGGACGAGAGCUGCUGAGAAUGAAAAAGCCCUUCUGAUGAAGUGUGCCUGCCUGCAAGCACAAAACUGCCAGAUGGAGAGCAAAUACCUGACAGUCUUGCGGAAGCUGCAGGAGGCUGUUCCUGGCUUACCCAGCUCCCAUAGUGAGUUGGUGAGGAACCUCAUCCAGCAAGCACUUCAGUGGGAUGUGAAGGAGGAAACAGAAGAAAGUUUUAAUGUGAACCCUGUAAGUGAGUAUGAUGAGUAUGGGUUUAUGACUGUACCUGACUAUGAAGUUGAGGACUGGAAACUUCUAGCCAAAAUCCAAGCCCUGGAGAUUAAGUCCAACAACCUGCGCAGCCACGAAGUAGUGGAGAAGCCUCUCCGUGACAGGUGGAACAGUGUUGUGGAGCUGAACCCUUCUGCAGAGCUGAAGAGUCUGAUUCGCAGUGGCAUUCCUGCAGAGCACCGUCAGCGGGUCUGGAGGUGGAUUGUCAGCUGGCGCUGUGGCCACCUGCCCCAUCACUACCAGCAGCUGCUGCAGCAGAGCAAGGCAACGGAGCACCCUGCCUGCCGCCAGAUCGAGCUCGACCUACCCCGCACACUCACCAACAACAAGCAUUUCUCCUCCCCCACCUCACAGCUUAUCCCCAAGCUCCGCAGGGUGUUGCUGGCGUUCUCCUGGCACAACCCUGCCAUUGGAUACUGCCAGGGACUGAACAGAUUGGCAGCUGUGGCCCUCCUAGUCCUGGAAGAGGAGGAAACUGCUUUCUGGUGCCUAGUUCAUAUUGUGGAGAACCUAAUGCCAGCAGAUUAUUACAGUGACACGCUGAUAACAUCACAGGUAGAUCAGAGAGUCUUCAAAGACUUCCUGUCAGAGAAGGUGCCUCACCUCACAGCUCAUUUUCAGCAGUAUCAGAUUGAUGUCUCACUCAUCACCUUCAACUGGUUUCUGGUGGCCUUUGUGGACAGCCUGGUCAGCGACAUUCUGCUGCGAGUGUGGGAUGCCUUCUUGUAUGAGGGAAGCAAGGUGAUUUUUCGCUACGCUCUUGCUAUUUUCAAGUACAACGAGGAGGAAAUCCUCAGAAUCCAUGACAGUGUGGAGAUCUACCAGUACCUGCGCUUCUUCACAAGGAUGAUCACAGAUGGCAGGAAGCUGAUGAACAUUGCCUUCAAUGACUUAAACCCCUUCCCCAUGAAAGCGCUGAGGAACCGACGGUCAGCACACAGGGAAGAGCUGGAGGCUGAGCUGUGUCAGCUAGAACAGAUCAAGGCAGCCUAUGUGAAAGAGAGAGCAGAGCAAAUGCCUCAGGAUCUGAAGGAGGUUGUUAGUGAAGAGGAAGAAGAGAUUUAACAAAACCAGACUUCCUCAUCACUUCCCUCCCAAUUUACAGAAGGUCUUCAGUAGCAACUGUCUGUAAGAGAUGAAGCAGAGGGAGGAAGGUGAUCAUAGCAGGAGUUCAUCUGCCCCAGGAAGCAAGAUGUCAAAGGAGUUUCAUUCUCUUCUGUACUUCUCCCUAUUCAGCCCACCCUGUCCUGCUUAGCUUGGGAUUAUGGAUGAAAGUCCAUUAGAAAUACCAGUUGUGCUAUUAUGACAAAAGUUGGUAUGGUGUAAAGGACCCAGCCAGCCAGGGCUUUUUUACCUUUUCUGGUGGGGGCUUGAAAGAGAUCUUCAGGCACAAGUGAAAUCACCAGAAAUAAUGAACUGAGAGCACUCCCUCAUUGGUGUCUCAAGCUUUUGAAUUGGUUAGGAAGGAAAAUGCUCUUUGAGGGUAUGAUAUCUUAGUGGCUAGCCUGCUAGGAGAGCGUGUUUAACAUUCCAGUUACUAAGCUAUGACAGUCUCUCAAUGAGUGUUGGGCCUUGAAAAAGUCUUGGGAGCUGUGCCUUUGAGAGAUGAGUUUGCUCCACAGACAACCUCUGCUCUCAGUGUAAAACAAACCACAGCCUGGCAGCAAGCAGGGCCUAAUGUUAAGGAAACUUUGCCUACUGAGAACUCCUGAGUCUUCUGAUCACCUCACACUUGGCCAGUAUAUGUGUGCAGCUAUCUGACUCUGCCCCAUUUAGGCUCAUGCUGUGCCAGGAUUCUACAUUGAUAUCCCAGCCUCUCACUCUCAUUCAUAAUGAGAGUGAAGUGGACUUUCCUGCAGAGGUUUUCGAUACUGGAGGUGUUCGACUCAUGGACUAUGGCUCUCUUGGAAUAAACCUGCAAGCCUCUUGGGCUAGACAACAAAAGAUGGCUUGAUAUUCCUUAGAAAAAAAAGAUUAAUUUCCUCUGAACCAAGGAGCUGGCCUCCAUGAGUCCAGCACACAGAAAUGUCCUGCCUACCCCUGCAAGCAGGGUCUGAUUACCUUCUCCCAGGCUCACCUAUUCCCUGCCUGUGCUGCUUAGUGCUCCACAGACCCAAGAUAGACCAAGUGCCUCAGUUAAAUACGACUUACGCUAUUGUGAUGUCCUGCUGCCUUGCUUUCCUGUUGAGCAGGGCUUGAUUCCAGGUGUGCCUGUACUGCUGAUACUGACAGCAUGCAGCAGACCCCACUGUGAGGAGGAGCUUUGCUCUGCUGACCUUGAACCCAAGCCCAGUCAGUGGAUGAGGCCUUCUUUAAACUUCAUCAUAAAGUUGUCAGUGCUGGCAGAGUAAGGGAAGAGAAGCAUUCAUAGCCCAUACUGUUCUCAGCCAGAUGGGCUGCAGCUAAGGUCUCAGGCUCCAGUGAAAACAGCACCAGCCUCUAUUCAGAUGAGAUGUGGUUUGCUUCAGCUCUGCCUUAGACACUACUGGACAGACAGGUAGAUUCAAAGAAUUACUAAAGCCUGAAUUUGGAGAGAGAUGUAGAGGUCAACCAUGCAGUAUGCAAGUAAUCAAAGUGAUUUGAGGUUUGGGAAGAGUGGAUAGAUGGGCAAGAGCAAGGCAGAUCGCCUGCACGUCACUGACAGCUGCACACGUUGGAAGUGUGGGUCAAGACAAAAAAUGUAUUUCAGAAAAAUGCACUGGUUUUAAAGUGGUGCCACCUGGCUAGAAAAGCGCAGGUGGCAGAAGAUUUGUCUUCACAGAUGAUGGCCCUUAUUUUAUUUACUUACAUUGGUUAGUGCAUGGGCAUACACAAACAAAGGUUUUUGCUAUUGUCAUGAACUUUUGAAAGACCUUUUCUUUUAAAGCAAGACCCUGGAAAUUAGAAAUGUGCUUACAGUUGUAUUUUUCCUAGAGGCUUCCUCUGUCCUCUCCUUGUUUUUUGUUUGUUUGGUGGUUUUUUUUCUGUUUGGUUGUUUUUUUGUGUUGUUUUGUUUUUUAAUUAGUAGAAGAUACUUGGAACAUGCAUUAUUAGACCAAAACAGAUCCUGAUGGGUGUCUACAGUUUAUAAAUAAACAUCUGGUAUAUAAUGACAUAUUAAAAAUGUUUCUGAAGAAGACACAAGGACCAUGUCGUUGUCCUUGCUGAGAAAUUCUGAAGGUAAUUGAAAACAGAAGGGAAGAACAUAGCUGGGUUGCUAGAAGUUUCUCUUUGUUGUGUCUUCAGCUCUUGGGUUUGCACCACAUGUGCAUUUGUUGAAGGCCAUUUCCUCUGGUCAUAAUGCCACCCAGUCACUUGUGCCUGUUCUUUACUAAAAUCAUAGAAUCACAGAAUUAUUUAGGCUGGAAAUGACCUUUAAGACCAUUGAGUCCAACUAGUAACCCUAACACUCCCAAGUCUGGUUCUCAACCAUGUUCUUCAACACCACAUGUUUUAAAUACCUCCAGGAAUAGUAAUUCAACCACUUCCUUGGGCAGCCUCUUCCAGAGAUUGGCAAUAUUUUCAAAGCUUAACAACCUUCUCAGUGAAGGAAGUUUUCCUAAUGACCAACCUAAACCUCGUGUGGUGCAGCUAGAGGCCAUUUCAUCAGAUGUAGAUGUGGGAUUAUCUUGCAAGGCUUAUGCAGACCUGCACCUUGAAGCCAAGCUAGCAUGUCCUGUGGCUGCUACCACCCUUCUGCCCCACAGACUUUGAGGCUAUCGAAAAGCACUGAAUAGGAGUCACAGGAUGCCACCUGGACACAGAGAUUAGCUUAGCUCUAUGCACAAAGAUGUUCAGAGGGCUGGAGCACCUUUCCUAAGAGAGCAGGCUGAGAGAGUUGGGUCUGUUCAGCCUGGAGAAGAGAAGGUUCUGGGGAGGCUGUUGCCUUUGAGUACCUGAAGGGGGCUUACAGGAAAGCUGGCUAGGGACUUUUUAUAAGGGCUUGUAGUGAUAGAACAAAGAGCAAUGCUUUUAAAUUAGAGCUUAGACUAUACA
Molecule: messenger RNA, 6069 nt
Organism: Pogoniulus pusillus (Red-fronted tinkerbird)
Lineage: Eukaryota; Metazoa; Chordata; Aves; Piciformes; Lybiidae
Gene: TBC1D2
Product: TBC1 domain family member 2
Exons: 15
Coding region: 367-3159 (930 amino acids)
Source: RefSeq, a predicted model, not a curated record